Messenger RNA from Exophiala bonariae, 909 nucleotides. RefSeq lists its product as uncharacterized. The coding region runs from base 1 to 909 and encodes 302 amino acids. Gene Ontology annotation, molecular function: K48-linked polyubiquitin modification-dependent protein binding. NCBI's taxonomy places the organism in Eukaryota, Fungi, Ascomycota, Eurotiomycetes, Chaetothyriales, Herpotrichiellaceae. The record is from RefSeq and is a predicted model, not a curated record. Gene Ontology annotation, biological process: negative regulation of proteasomal ubiquitin-dependent protein catabolic process; negative regulation of protein ubiquitination; negative regulation of protein K48-linked deubiquitination. The transcript is spliced from 2 exons. Gene Ontology annotation, cellular component: nucleus; cytoplasm.
AUGACAACCUCAGAUCUCGACCAGCUGGUCAUGAUGGGUUUUGAUAAAGAACGAAGCGAAUACGCACUCAAGAAGUCCGGAGGCUUGGCAGACGCCAUUGACUGGCUGGACGCGAACUCGGAAAAGUCUCUGGACGAUAUCAAGGCAGAAGCACAAGCUCAGACCGCCGCCGAGGCCGCUGAAGCCGAAGAACAGGCCAAGAGUCUGGUCUGCAAUGAGUGUGGCAAGAAAUUUCGAGGAACUGCUCAGGCCGAGUUCCACGCCUCCAAAUCCGGUCACACUGAUUUCGCCGAAUCUACCGAAGAGAUCGCCCCUCUGACCGAAGAAGAGAAAAAGGCCAAAUUGAAUGAAUUGCGAGAAAAGUUGGCAGCCAAGAGAGGACUGCAGGCCGAGCAAGACAAGGUCGAUCAAAAAAGAAAUGAACAGAUCAAUCGCAAGAAGACCAAGGAAACCGAAGACAUGAAAGAGCAGCUCAAAGUGCGGGAACAGAUCAAAGAUGCGGAGAAGAAGAGGCGGGAGAAGCAAGCCGACAUUGAUGCGAAGAAGCGGAUACAGGCCAAGAUUGCCGCCGACAAAGAAGAACGACGACUCAAGGCCGAGCGGGAAAAGGCAGAAAGAGCGGGCGCAGCACCGCCAGCGGCAGCACCAGCGGCGGCGUCAACUUCGAAACCCGCGUCGGAGUACAAGGAGACCCGACUAAGACUGCAAACCGACGGUGGCAACAUCAUGAAGACCUUUCCAGUGGAAACGACGUUGUUUGAAGUGGCAGCAGCAGUGGGAGACGAGACGGGACGAGAUGUGGAGAGCUUCACGCAGAACUUCCCGCGGAAGGUAUUCAACCAAGAGUUUUUUGGAGAGACGUUGAAGGAUCUGAAGCUGGUACCUAGUGCCAGCCUGAUUGUCAAGUAG